UGUAUAUGUAUGUUAAACCUUCAUAGAUCUCUAAAUCACAACGUUGAAAACUUACAUAGUAUAUGACGUUACGCGAUUCUUGAUAAUCAGAUAUCGAUAAUUCAAACAAGUGACGCGCACGAUUGGCUCGAUUGGCGAGGAAGGUCGUCUUUUAACGGAUUGAAAAUCGCAUGAAAAUCGCCGUAGACGAGAAAUAAGAGAGCGGGAUAAGCGAAGCGAGAAGCGGCUAUUUGUUACAUGUGAUACUCCGUGCGAGUGCAAGAGAAGGUGGAAACACUUGAAGUACCGUGAGACUCGAGCGGUCGUUUCUGUGUGUUACUACACGUGUUAACGAGUCGAACCUUACCAAUCCUUCUCGAUCAGCUGUGUGAAUCGAGGAAACUGCCACGAGACAUUUGCCAAUUACGUUAAAGAAAAAAAAAAAAAAAUAAGCAGCGUAAGAAGAAACAAAAGAGAGAAAGAGAACGAGGAAACGAAGGAAACGAAGUAACGAAUUUCUCUCUUCGUCGUCAAUACGCGCGAGUACUCGCGCGAGUCCACGGUGCUCAACUAGAUACAUAAGUACAAAGAGCAUGUACAAUAAGUACACGGACGUGCAAAUUAUUUUUCUCUCGGUCGAGGUGUACAUCCCACUUAUACGUUUAGUACACACGCAAACACACACUCACACACACUAUACGAAAUAAGCGCAUCGAGUCUGUCCACAAAUCUCUCGGGCGAGAAGCCCGACUCACGACGCUCCUCAAUCUACCUCAGCGCGACUAUCGCCAUCGCGCGAUUCCGUUCUUCCUUCCCACGCUUUCGAAACGAGCAAGUUCUCGUCGGGGAAGCGGCAACAAAACGAGGAACAAAACCGACAGUCACUCGACGCGUCGUCCAACUGAAAGUCCUAGAACCUAAAGAGUCAAGCGGAGACGUCUCGACGUCUUCGACGCUGCGCGUUCGUCCCCGUGUCCUCGCCGACCUCGCCGACGAGGGCUCUCACACCCUCGUGGGCGACCCGUUGCGUGUUACCGCUUCGUGAAUUAGUCCCGUCGCUGAAUCGAAGUUGUCGGAUUUUCGACAGGUGCGCGGCUUCCGUUGCCUCUCGCCACUUAUACGAACCGACACACACUCACACACACACACACAUACAUACAUCAGCUUUUUCCUCCUUCCUCUGGCCGCAAACAUGCGGAGAUCGGCCGGGUGAAUCCGUAGGAUGAUCGUAAUCAGCGAUCGAACGGGUGUAUGCGUCUCGAGUGUUUCCGAUCGCACGGGAUCCUGAUCCCGUCGAUCUCUUGAUCCUCGAGCUCGUUGCGCGAGGGACGACAAGACUCUCUAUAGUACGCGGUACGUCGAGGUCGAGGGGGUAUCUGUUCGCGGGGGAUCGAUCGAAUGAGGCCGAUUGGGGCCUCGAGGCAACGCAUGUUGUAUCGAGUUUCGGCGGGGCCGCGAGUUGUGUCGUUCGCCAAGCAAGCAAGUGAUAUGCGCUGUCUUACGCGGGUGCGCGGGCGGGACAAUGCUGACGGCGAGAGAUGAGAUUAGAGCGCCGGGAAGAGAAAGCGAGAAGAAACAGCUGGGGCAGCACGGGGCAGAAGAGAGAAGAAGAAGAAGAAGAAGAAGAAGAAGAAGAAGCCGCGCAGCCAAGGAAGAAGACGCACAGCCAUGUCAUGGGAGUCUAUUUCGUCCAGGUAUUACCUCGGGCAAGUAUUGUUGUUUACUCCGGAAAUAGCGACCCACCACCAGGACCUCUACGGUUCGCAGCGCGAGGAGCAGGAGACUGCGACCGGAAGGCAUCGGCGAGUCAUCAGCUCUCGGCGACCGAGCUGCUGGGUAGCCCUGAUGGAUCGAGGCAUCCGCUCGACGUUUGCGACUUUUCCGAGGAGGAUUACAGAAAUCAGAACGGCAAUGGCAGUAACGGCCAUUACCAAAAUGGUAGGUCGGGUGCUGGUAUAUGGGAGUGUCUCAUAGGUUGCAGAAAGCGGCUUGAUCAACAAUUAGCUCGAAGAAGGGUGGAGCAGGGUCUGAAAUUGUACCGGGCUCAUAAACAACAAGCCGCGGUUAGAAAAUGGAGGGGCGCAUUGAAGAGCAUCAGGCACCGCGAGGAUAAAUUCACUCUUCUCGGAUAUCUGUAUCAGGCGUACAUGGAUUGGGGCAAAUACAGGGACAGCAUCGAGUUCGGUCACAAGCAAUUAUGUAUUUCGGAAGAAUUGGACUCGCCGAACAUGCGGGCGGAAGCGUAUUUGAACUUAGCCAGGGCACACGAGAGAUUAGGCGCCCUGGAUAGAGCGUUAGACUAUGCCCGGCACAGCUUGUAUAACGAGUGCGACCAGUGCGCCACUGCUGGAUUAGUUCACUUAACUGUAGGCAGAGUCCACUUAGAACUAGCGGGAUUCUGCAAGGCCUUGGAAGCGUUUCAGAGAGCCCACAAAAUCGCCCACUCCAUUCAAGAUCCCUCCUUAGAACUGCAGGUAUACGUCGGCCUGUCGGAACUUUACUGUAGGUUACAGGACGCGGACAAGAGCGCGCGAUAUGCGGCGAGAGCUUACGAUCUCUCCAGAAGUUUACAACUGGGAGAUCUGAAUUCGCGUCAUCACAGGGCGGCGUUAUUGCAGAUGGCCGCGGCAUUGCGGAAAAAGGGCGAGCUGGGCGACGCUCACGAUUAUUGUUCGGAAGCGACACGGCUGUCACUAGUUUCUGGCGACCAAGCCAGUUAUGCCCGAAGCAUCCGUAUUAUGGGAGACAUUUACAGGAAGAAGUCCGACAUAAAUGUGGACAUAUUGCAGAAAGCGCUUCAACAGUACGAAAGCGCGAUGGGCUCAGCAGCCGCAACCGGCGAUCGGCUGUGUCAGAUGGAAGCGAUGGACGGCGCGGCGAGAUGUCUAGAAGCUUUCAGACUCCAGAACAAGAUAUGCAACUGUAGACCCCUCGAGUUCAAUACCAGGCUCCUGGAGGUGGCGGGAUCGGUCGGCGCCAAACUCUUGGUGCGGACAGUUAGAUCCCGACUGUCGCGAAUCUACGGGUCUUUGGGAGAUGAGGAACAAAAAGGGCAUCACGAGAGACUAGCGACCGCGAUGGAGGAAGAUCUGGAGUUACGAUGCGGAAGCUGUAACGAACCAUUCGGUCUGGAAGCUGAUUCUUUGGAAGCAUUACCUUGUUCUCACAUAUUACACGCUAGAUGCGCGUACGACAUCUUGAAGAGACGCGACAAGAAGAAAAAACGUUUGUGCCCCGACUGCCACAAAUCUGUCAGCUCACGACUGUACCUGCAUUGCGAGGAUCCUCACGGCAUGAAUACUUUGAAUCAUAGUUCCUUGAGUCUGGCGUCAUUGAGGGCCAGCAGCCUAGCAACACUUGAGGACUGUCACGCGACGAGUAGCGUUUAAAACACAAUGGAUUUCGUUUAUUUUAACGCGUUGGCAUCCGCAUGAGAUUAGAUAAUUUUAAGGAUUAUAAUUUGGAAGAGAAGAAGAAAAAGAGCCAAGAGAAAGUAGUACGAUGCAAAGAGAUUUAAUGGCAAUAAAGAGUGCACGCCUCGAACCGCUCUGA
Molecule: messenger RNA, 3531 nt
Organism: Harpegnathos saltator (Jerdon's jumping ant)
Lineage: Eukaryota; Metazoa; Arthropoda; Insecta; Hymenoptera; Formicidae
Product: 43 kDa receptor-associated protein of the synapse homolog
Exons: 10
Coding region: 1518-3368 (616 amino acids)
Biological process (GO): positive regulation of neuromuscular synaptic transmission; synaptic transmission, cholinergic
Cellular component (GO): plasma membrane; neuromuscular junction
Molecular function (GO): acetylcholine receptor binding; protein-membrane adaptor activity
Source: RefSeq, a predicted model, not a curated record